AUGCCCCAACUGCCGAUAACAAAACAUCGCAUCCAGCGCCAGUACCAACCCUCAUCGGGACGCAUGCGUUUCGAUGCCGAAUGCCUUCUCACUCCUCCUCCCUCAUCGGCAAGGUCGAAAUUCCACCUGAUCAAGCCUCAAUCAGAUGUUCAGGCUGGCACACGCCAAAGCAUUGCUAGUGACAUGCAUUCCCCAGGAGCUGAUGCAGCAGCAUCAGAACCCGUCAUCCCUAAGCCUGAUGGCCAAGUGGGUCGCCCAGGCCGAGGAGGUUACACACUUAGCAAUGAGUUAGGGAGACACGGGUGGGAUACCACGAAGUAUGACAAGUUUCUGAAGGACAUCGGUGACUUGGCAGUCAGGUAUUUGGAAUUGGACAAGACAAUCUCGAAACAGAAUCAGACGAUGUUGGACGCAGUGUAUGCCCAGGCUACGAAGCUCUAUCCCCAGCUCGCACACUACGAGAAGAGUUGGCCGGUCAGAGACGUUCUGAAGACCAAGUUAGGAAACACGACCUACAUGACCAAGAAGGAUAGGGGGAAGGAGCAGGAGGCCUGCGCAUCUGUUGCACUGGCCGUGUUGUAA
Messenger RNA from Sparassis crispa, 582 nucleotides. RefSeq lists its product as hypothetical. Bases 1 to 582 code for a protein of 193 amino acids. The record is from RefSeq and is a predicted model, not a curated record. Lineage: Eukaryota; Fungi; Basidiomycota; Agaricomycetes; Polyporales; Sparassidaceae. The transcript has 4 exons.